AUGCCACGUAAAACAGCAAAACAUGUGGCAAGAAACAAGAAGAAGUAUUGGAGAAAGAUUGACACACAAGACAUCGAAGACCAACUCGAAGAUGUUCGCGUGCAGGAAAUGACAGGUGGUCGUCGAUCCGAACAACCGGAUCAUGUCUUAUACCAUAUUGACACUGAACAUCCGCUUGGUUCGAAAUCUCCAUCGGCAGAAGAGAUGCAAGUUUCUUCGCCUAUCAUUCGUUCCAUUCCGAGAAAGCGUCCACCAUUAGACUUGAAUAACCUUAAUACAUACAAAAUCUUGGAACCACACAGUAGCGUACAACCUCCAGGAUCGGAUUCACGCCAGAGUAGAGUUUCGACGUCGAAGUCUACUAAACGUUUGAUCGAAUCAGAGAAGUGUACGGAAACGCGUCGAGCUGCUACAAAGAAGUAUCAAACUGCAGUCAAACAACGUGCUGAAGCUUUACAAAGAAAUGCCAUAUCUAAAGCGGAGCAAAUGGAACUUAUCGAUCCUCAUGUAUCUCAAGCUUAUGACCUAUGGAAUACACAAGAUGAUAAGAAAGAAAAAGUUCGAGCAUCUGUUGGUCCAGCAAUGGCAGCGUAUGUGGAGCAAGUAUAUCAAACAUAUGAUUGGAAAGUUCCUAAACAUAUUAUCAAACACCCGUCGAAAUUACCUGCCAUUACUACACCAUUACCUGGCACAUCGUACAAUCCAACCUAUGAUGAUCAUCAAGAUUUACUUAAAAAAGCUGUCGAUGUUGAAUUAGAAAAGGAACGAAAAGAUUUGAAAUUACAGCGCAAUUUACCGGCGAUGUUAACACAGAGCGCCGCUGAACCGAUCAAACAAGCAUGGCUGAAAGAAAUGUCAUCUGGUUUGUUUGAUGAUGACGUCGAAAACGAUAUCAACGGGGAGAAUAACCAGUCGACUUCAGUUAGUGUGGGUAAACCAGUCACAAUCGAGACUAAGACCGUUCAACAGCGAAAUAAAGAAAAACUUCAGAAGAAAAAAGAAGCUUUAAAUAAAGCAAAGAAGGAAAAACGUAUUCGUGAUACUCAGCUAUUCCGAAUUAAAUCGAUUCGUAAAGAAGUCGACAAAGAAACGCAAGAACAUGGACAAUUAUUGCAAGAACGUGAAAUCAAGUAUGAAAAUCGGAAAAACUAUGGCACGAAGAAAUUCGGUCGAUAUCGAUUUGAAGAAGCUGAUUUGGACUUGAAUCUAUCUGAUGAAAUCACCGGAAACUUACGAACCAUGAAGGCCGAAGGUAAUCUUCUUCAUGAUAGAUUUAAAUCAUUACAAAAACGAAAUAUUAUCGAACCACGUGUGCGAGCAAAACCAACAAAGACCAAGAUGAAGAAAUACGAAAAACGAUCUGUACGAGAAGUUGGACCGAAUUAUCAACCAAAAUAG
This is a messenger RNA of Adineta ricciae, 1398 nucleotides long. The record is from the annotation of a GenBank genome assembly. Lineage: Eukaryota; Metazoa; Rotifera; Eurotatoria; Adinetida; Adinetidae.